This is a messenger RNA of Diachasmimorpha longicaudata, 2203 nucleotides long. RefSeq lists its product as uncharacterized. The record is from RefSeq and is a predicted model, not a curated record. NCBI's taxonomy places the organism in Eukaryota, Metazoa, Arthropoda, Insecta, Hymenoptera, Braconidae. The transcript has 3 exons. The coding region runs from base 1704 to 2195 and encodes 163 amino acids.
AGCGCCUUUCCUCGACGAAAUACCGGAAUGAUUGCUGACCGAGAGGUCAACAGCACAGACCUGGGCGUCACCAGACUUCUUCCUGCUUGGCUUGUACUUUUCAGGAGCAUAAGAUCAGGCUGGAUAUACGGUAUCUCCAGCAGCAGGUGCUGCAACGAGUGUCGGCAAAUCUCGACGUUCAUCAAAAGCUUGAACGAGUUCCUCUAAGUUGUCGAACGUGGUGAAUUGGCGACGAGAAAUCAUAUGAUGAUAUUCUCUCCUUAAAUUCCCGAAAGCGAUAUCUAAUCUAGCCUCCUCCGGAAAAUGAGAAUCUUGCGCAUGAGUCCACAUUAAAUGAACGUUAUCAAUAUAAUCCGAUCCGCUCUCUAACGCAGCCUGAGUUCGAACACCAAUAUCGUGGACCGCGCGCCACCGUUUAAAUUCAGUGUUCGAUAAACGACGCACAAAUGCGCGAUGAACCCAAGUGGGGGUCGCCGACACCUACAAAAAAUACGAUAUCUUUCCAAUGUCACAAAUCGGUACUAAAUUCCGACAUUGGGACGAUAUGGCUGAUGAACCAGAAUCAGUACAGAAUCGAUACUGACUUUCAGUAUGGUUCUUCAGACAUAUUUUAAAUGUCGAAUCGAUGCACGUUUCCUGUUGGGAAAACGGUACUGUAUAACUGCCUCAAAAUCGACAUCGUGGCACUGCUGAAAAUACAGUGCUGGAUCGCAUUCUCCAUUUCAGCAUCAGAUCGAUACCGGCAUUAUAUCCGUAUUUAGAUACUGAAUUUUGUUGUUGCCAUAAACAUCUAAACGACAUCGCAAUCAUGUCGUUGGCCGAGUACAGGAUUUCGACUAUGACCAAGCAUAAAAACGAUACUGUGGCAACUUAGCAAUCCAACAUCGAAUUCUAUACUGGAAAUCAGUAUCGUUACGGUGCUAAAGGAAUGGUCAUAUGUCUAUGCUAAAAUAUUUUGCUAUGCUAGAAUUUUUUUUACGCCUAAUAUCUUUUCGAAUAUUAAAGAUAUCGAAAGAUUGCAAAAUAUUAAUUUUGAUGUAAAGUAAUGUGCUAUAUUGCUGUCCCCCUUUUUGUUUGUAUGUUAUAUACUCUCCAUGUAAAUUGAAGAAAAAAAGAAAUUACUCGCUAAAUGGGAACAACAUUUUAUUUGCGCAUAAAAAAAUUGAGAUUGGUUGUAAAAUUAUCAUAAAUUGGAAAAAUUGUUAAACCUUAGUAAAAAAUAUUUGUGUAAAAAUAUUCGUGCAUUUGUUUUUGUUUGGAAUGCCAUGAGAGGGACAAGGACGAAGAGCCUUUGUCAUGGUGACACAUGUGGCAGCCAUCCACCCUCUCCUUUCCCUUUUCCCCCGGCGUCAACAACCUGAAAAUUUCCCUGCUCUCGGGAGAAUUUUCAAGUAUUUCUCUUUCAGUUGACCAGUGAGUGUUACCCGAAGCAAAGUGUUAAGUGAAGUGUUUGAAAAAUGGAUUGUGUUUUGCAUUUACAACUUGCAACAAUCUCGUUAAAUAUCCAAAACCAGGAGAAUUCUUCGGAAAAUAAGUUCAUUGUCCUAAAUAAAAAAAAGAAAUUAUUUAGAUGCAUUUUUGGCAGGAGAGAAGGGGAUUAACUUUGAAAAUGAAGAGAUGAAUGAAGAAUAUGGUUUAUUCCUUACACAGGUAUCCUCUUCGAUGCACUUUUCAAGGCAUUUGAAAGUUUUAAGCGCAGCUUGAUGUAUGAUUUCCAAAAAAAAUUCACACCACUUACUAAUUACCUCAAUACAUCAACGCAAAGAUUCGGUAUAUCUACCACAGAGGCUAUGGAAACGUUGGAUAUCACUUUGCCCUUCAAUAGAGUGGAAGAGCUCAACGCAUUUGACGAAAUCCUCAGAGACAGCCCCGAAAAGAAGAAAAUCUUGCAAUCAGUGAUGGCAACGAGAUGUACGGGAUCAACGAGUCUGAAGGAAAGUCUCACAGCUACUCUAUCCGGCCUUCUAUCGAAAAAAUUACAACUCGAGUAUUCGGCUUGUGGAAAGGAAACUCAUGGCCACAAAAAGCUUUCUUUCAAAGAUCCAUCCAUAUAUGGAUGUUUAGAAGCGGUUCUUAUCGAGAGACAUAGUAUUUCAGCCACUUCGCUCAUCUCAAAGAUGAGUAGAUGGUUCACAGGAGCUAUUGAUCGCUCAGGAAACGGAAGACGGCGUACAGCGCCACGUCCCAGGCAAUAAGAUGAUCA